CAGAGCUUCGCCCCCGCGCUGUGCCCUCUGUCGGCGGCGUGGGGCAGCGGUAGCAGCGGUGGCGGCAGCCGCGUCGACGUCGGCCAAGACUGGAGCGACGUUUAAAGAAGGAGCCGAGUCGCCGUGGAGUCCGGCUGCUUGUUGUUGGAGGACGCCCACCCUUCUGCGGGGCCCGACGACGAGCGGCGGCGGCACCGGGAAGCAGCAUCUGUUGACUUCAGUUGGCACUCUGUUUAAUAUUCCACCUCUGGAGAUUGCAAGGGUAGAGAGGUGAGGGGAAGGAGCAAGGGAAUAAAGAAAGAGGAGAAGGCAUGGAGAAUAGAAAACUGAUUUCUGCUACAGACAUUCAAUACUCUGGCAGUCUGCUGAACUCCUUGAAUGAGCAACGUGGCCAUGGACUCUUCUGUGAUGUUACUGUUAUUGUGGAAGACCGAAAAUUCCGGGCCCACAGGAAUAUUCUUUCAGCUUCUAGUACUUACUUCCAUCAACUCUUCUCAGUUGCCGGGCAAGUUGUUGAACUGAGCUUUGUAAGAGCAGAGAUCUUUGCAGAAAUUCUCAAUUAUAUAUACAGUUCUAAAAUUGUUCGUGUUAGAUCAGAUUUACUUGAUGAGUUAAUUAAAUCAGGACAGUUAUUAGGAGUUAAAUUUAUAGCAGAGCUUGGUGUCCCAUUGUCACAGGUUAAAAGCAUCUCAGGUACAGCUCAGGAUGGUAAUGCAGAAACCUUACCUCCCAGUUCUAAUGACAAGAACCUUGAAAUACAAAAAUCAAAAGAUGAAGCCCAAGAUAAUGGGGCCACUAUAAUGCCUAUUAUAACAGAGUCUUUUUCCUUAUCUGCUGAAGAUUAUGAAACAAAAAAGAUCAUAGUUACCGAUUCAGAUGAUGAUGACGAUGAUGUCAUUUUCUGCUCUGAGAUUCUGCCUGCAAAGGAGACUUUGCCGAGUACCAAUGCAGUGGCCCAGGUCCAGCCGAAUCCAGGCUCUGUUGCUAUUUCAGAUGUUGCACCUUGUGCUAGUAAUAACUCUCCCCCUUUAACAAAUAUAACACCUACUCAGAAACUUCCUACUUCUGUGAAUCAGUCAACUCUGAGCCAAACACAAGGAAGUGAAAAGUUGCUUGUAUCUUCGGCCCCAGCACAUCUGACUCCCAACAUUAUUUUGUUAAAUCAGACACCACUUACUACACCACCAAAUGUCAGUUCUUCACUUCCAAAUCACAUGCCUCCUUCAAUCAAUUUACUUGUGCAGACUCAGCAGCCACCAAACAGUGCUGUUUUACCAGGAAACAAGGCCAAUGAAGAGGAGGAGGAGGAAAUUAUAGAUGAUGAUGAUGACACUAUUAGCUCGAGUCCAGAUUCGGCGGUCAGUAACACAUCUUUGGUCCCACAGGCUGAUAUCCCCCCAAAUACCACUUUUGAUGGAUCAUUGACACAGAAGAUGCAGAUUCCUACACUUCUCCAAGAGCCACUUUCCAAUUCUUUAAAAAUUUCAGAUGUAAUUACUAGGAACACUAAUGAUCCAGGUGUAGGAUCAAAACAUCUAACAGAGGGUCAGAAGAUCAUUACUUUAGAUACAGCUACUGAAAUUGAAGGCUUGUCAACAGGUUGCAAGGUUUAUGCAAAUAUCGGUGAAGAUACGUAUGACAUAGUGAUCCCUGUCAAAGAUGAUCCUGAUGAAGGGGAGGCCAGACUUGAGAAUGAGAUGCCCAAAACUUCUAGCAGUGAGACGGCAAACAAACGUAUGAAAGUAAAACAUGAUGAUCACUAUGAAUUAAUAGUAGAUGGAAGGGUCUAUUAUAUCUGUAUUGUAUGCAAAAGGUCGUAUGUCUGCCUGACAAGCUUGCGGAGACACUUUAACAUUCAUUCUUGGGAAAAGAAGUAUCCUUGCCGUUACUGUGAAAAGGUAUUUCCUCUUGCAGAAUAUCGCACAAAGCAUGAAAUUCAUCACACAGGGGAGCGAAGGUAUCAGUGUUUGGCCUGUGGUAAAUCUUUCAUCAACUAUCAGUUUAUGUCAUCACACAUAAAGUCAGUUCAUAGUCAAGAUCCUUCUGGAGACUCAAAGCUUUAUCGUUUACAUCCAUGCAGGUCUUUACAGAUCAGACAAUAUACAUACCUUUCUGAUAGGUCAGGUACUAUGCCUGUAAUGAAGGAUGAUGGUAUUGGGUAUAAGGUUGAUGCUGGGAAAGAACCUCCAGUAGGGACCACAUCUACUCCUCAGAACAAGCCAAUGACCUGGGAAGAUAUUUUCAUUCAGCAGGAAAAUGAUUCGAUUUUUAAACAGAAUGUAACAGAUGGCAGUACUGAGUUUGAAUUUAUAAUACCAGAAUCUUAUUGAACUUCGUUGGAAUAUCAGAAAGUUUUGGGUUGGGUUAAGGGGCAGAGGUUUCAGAAGACCUGUAAAGCGAAUUAAGGUGAAAACAAGUUAAUUUGAUUUCCAUGUCAUCUAAAGGUAGUCUACUUGGACUAGUUGAUAAAUUUUAGAAGCAAAUUCUGAAAGUUUGAGUAGAGAUUGAGAAGUUUCUCUUCCCUCCCCUCCGCCAAUUAUCUGUUUAUGUAGUUAUUAGCUUUCAGCUCAUUUAAAAGUGGUGGGGGAAAAAAAGCUUGGAGAGGUAGUUUCCUGAAUAGGGUUUGAAGCAGUCUAAGUUUUCUUUGAAAAUAACUGGAGUUAGCAUAUCCCUAGUAUAUCUUACAACUCUCCCCUUCCAUGUUAGCACUUUACUGCUGAAUUUUCAAUGUUCUUAAUAUUGAGACUAUAAAUGUGUGUUGUGUCUUGUAUAUGGCAUAAAAAGUAAGAGCUUCUAAAGUUGUUACAGAAAAUUUCAGAAUAAGUCUCCACUUGAUUGUGUAUUCUGGUAGUCCAAAUGGUUAUCAGCCUCCUGCCUCCUUCCCACCACAAAAGUGACCAUGCAGACGAGUGUCUCAUAUGAAGAAUAAAUUAGUUUUAGCUAAUCAGAAUUAAAUCUUGCUUUUAUAGCCAUAGUCUGGAAAAGACUGGUGGCUGGACUACUGUGUGUGUGUGUGUGUGUGUGUGCGCGCGCGCACACACAUAUAUAUGUAUAUACACACAUACCCUUGCAGUGUGGUCUCUGUGGGCAGAAAUACUAGUGGGAAACAAAUUUCCAUAAUGCAGACAGGAGGAGAUGAAAAGUUCUGUCACAUUUGUUUUGAAUUCUGUGCUCUUCCAUAAAAGAGACAGAGUGGAAGUGAAUGGGGAUUUUUUGCUCAUUAUGGUUAGAAAUACUCCCAUGAAAUUUUUCACAUUUUGAAUCUGAAAGCCACCAAAUCAUUAAUUUUAUGUAAAUCUUUAUAAAUGAUAGUUUUCAUAAAUGAAACUGCUACAUAUUUUGUGCAGGAGGCUGCUGGCAUAUAUUUUUAAAUGUUCAUAUUACUUAAAAUCUGAUAGGAAGUUUUCAUUUGAAAUAGUUGAAUCAGUGAUCUAGUAUUUUCCCUUCAGCAAGACCUUUUCAUUCCAUCUGCAAAUUGCUGCACUAUCAAUAGCAAUCAGAAGCUAUAUGUGGAAUGUUUUAUAGGCUUGUUGAUUCCCAUUUAUCUUGAGAACAAUAAAUACCACCUUUCUUCCUUUUAAAAUGACACAUAUUUAAAUACUUAGAAUAAAGUCAACUUACUGAAGUGUUAGUGCUAAAAGGAAGCAGGUUGGAACAAAUAUAUAGCCUAGCAUUUAUAAUAGGAUUGACUUGAUGGACUUCUGUAAAUGACUUUUUGCAAAGGAAAAAAAUUAAUAGAUAACUGAAAAAGAUUGUUGUGCAUAGUUAUUAGUCAUUUGUAACCUUGCUUAAGUAUUUCUUAAUUCAACAUAGAUAUUUCCUUUCUCCUUAACCAUGUAUUUUUGAAAAUAGUCUAUUUCUUGACCUUGAACUUAAAGCUUUAAUCAUAAUUUCUCAUGUAUACAUCAUUCUUCUGAAGGUAAGCUAGAUUUGAAGAUAAAGAUUUCAGUGUUUCUUAACUUGGUAGCUGAGGGUAUCAGGCAUCAGUAUUUACAAUAAUACCAGGGGAAAGAAAAAUACUGUAAUCCUUUGCUUACUGAGGACUAGAAUGAUGCACAACUGUUUUCUGUGAAUCUAGACCUUCAAACCAUUUUGUAAAGUAAUCCUUGGAAGAUUUUAAAUUACCUUACAACUUAAGACUCUGAUCUCUGGAAUCACAGUAUCUGUUUCCUUUCUGUGUAGGUAUUGAUAAUAUUACUCUGUGUGGUGCACUAUGAAAUUUUCAGUGGAAAUUUGUUUGAGUUUCAUUAAUGCUAUUUCACCAGACAUAAUUCAUUCUACAAGUGUGAGAGACACUGAUACCAGCAGAGCUGCCAGACCUUUCAGACUUAACUUAUAGGUAAAUUAAUCUGUCAUAAUAAAACUUGGUAGUUUCUACAAGGCUGUUACGACAAACCAGAACUUAAUUCUAUAAUGGGAAACUAUCCAUUCUGAAUAAUACCAAUAUAAUUAUUUGCUGCUGCUGUGCUCUAUGUUAAUCUGAGUGUGAAAUUUAAACUCUAUGCCUACUGAAGGUAUCUUGAGUUUUCUUGGAGGAGGGAAACUGGAAAGCUAAAAUUGUAUUUUUGCCAGAAGACUCUUACUUGCAUGUAUGUCAGGGUCUUCAGUUUUUCUAGAAGUUUCUAUACCUAAACUUUGGAAUUCAUGUAGAAUACUCCUUUGGGGCUAAAACACUGUACUUGGAAAUCUGUAGUAAGACCCUGUUUAAAACUUACAGGCUUUUCCUGUUUUAUACUUUGCUUUCUGGCUAUUAAACUUCCUUUUUUUCUUUCAAGUUGGCUUUAAAUUUGCUCUGUGUUAAAUUACAUGUAAAUAUUCUGGAUAGGAACGUUUGAAAUAGGAUUUGUUAAACGAGGUGAAAGAAGGUGAAAAUAUUCAAACUAAGCAAAGAUUUUAAGAUAUCAUAGCAAUCUUGUAAGAUUCAUGUUAAAAUAUAUUUUAAAUGAUCAUUAUCCUUUUGGUGGUAAUGAUCCCCCACAUACAACUACUGAAUGAGGAAUUGAUGCUACAUUUUUUUCCAUUGUACCAAAAAAACAAAUGGUAAAGAUGAUCGAGGUAUUUUGUAUUGUCAAGGCAUGUAUAGUCUAAGGGAUUACUUGCUCAUUCCACAGCACUGGCUUCCUCACCUCUGUCAGUCAUAUGGAACCUUACUCAUUUCUACCCAAUACUGUAAUGUCCAUACUUGUACAAUCUUCCUUAUCAUGACUUUAAGUUCUACUUUUCUUUAACUGUUACCUGAUACUAGUUCAUAGAGUUUCUUAUGGCAAAAAUAAAAGGUUUUAAUUCUGA
Manis pentadactyla (Chinese pangolin) is the source of this 5289-nucleotide messenger RNA. RefSeq names its product zinc finger and BTB domain containing 33 (gene ZBTB33). The record is from RefSeq and is a predicted model, not a curated record. Bases 312 to 2330 code for a protein of 672 amino acids. The transcript is spliced from 3 exons. Gene Ontology annotation, cellular component: nucleus. NCBI's taxonomy places the organism in Eukaryota, Metazoa, Chordata, Mammalia, Pholidota, Manidae. Gene Ontology annotation, biological process: regulation of transcription by RNA polymerase II. Gene Ontology annotation, molecular function: protein binding; RNA polymerase II cis-regulatory region sequence-specific DNA binding; DNA-binding transcription factor activity, RNA polymerase II-specific.